UACUGUGGUCAGCCAGCAAAGUAUUUGAAGAGCUGACGGAUAUUGAGAGGCAGUUUCACAAAGCCUUGUACACAGUGAGGACAUAUAUCAAGUGUGAGAGAUUCUCUGUGGGACUGCUGGACAUGACCAAAGAAAAAGAAUUCUUUGAUGAAUGGCCAAUCAAACUAGGAGAACAGGAGGCAUACAAAGGCCCCAAGACACCUGAUGGGAGAGAAAUCAACUUCUACAAGAUUAUUGACUACUUGCUGGAAGACAAAGAGGAGAUUAAAGUUAUUCCUGGCCCUCCUGCCGACCACUGGGCUCUGGUCAGCGGACUACCAACAUAUGUGGCUGAAAAUGGAUUUAUCUGCAACAUGAUGAAUGUUGGAGCAGAUGAUUACUUCAAAUUUCAGAAAGAAGCAGUGGAUGAGACUGGAUGGGAGAUUAAGAACGUCCUGUCCCUCCCCAUUGUCAACAAAAAGGAAGAAAUUGUUGGUGUUGCCACUUUUUACAACAGAGCAGAAGGCAAACCAUUUGACGAGAAUGAUGAACAAAUUACAGAAGCUCUAACCCAGUUCCUUGGCAGGUCCACUCUGAAUAGCGACACAUACGACAAACUGAACAGGACAGAGUGGAAGAAAGAGAUUGCACAAGAAGUUCUCAUGUACCAGACAACAGCCACACUAAAUGACGUGCAGACCAUUCUGAACACUCAAGACAAGUUUGGCUCUGUACCAGAGGACUGUGACCAGAAGGAGAUGUACAAACUGUUGAGAAGCAACAUCCCUGACGCCAAGAAGGUGGAGCUGCAUGAGUUCCGCUUUAGUGACUUCCCCUUGUCGGAGGUGGAACUCAUCAAGUGUGGCUUCUUUGAGCUGGGAGUGGUAGAGAAGUUCAAAGUCCCAGCCGAGAUCCUGACACGAUGGAUGUACACCGUUCAGAGGGGAUACCGUGACAUUACCUACCACAACUGGAGGCACGGCUUCAACGUUGGACAAACCAUGUUCGCUCUGCUGCUAACAGGCAAACUGAAGAAGUAUUACUCCGAUCUCGAGGCCUUUGCCAUGGUAGGUGCCGGAUUCUGCCACGAUAUUGACCACAGAGGAACCAACAAUCUCUACCAGACCAAGAGUUUAUCCCCACUGGCAAAACUGCACAGUUCCUCAAUUAUGGAGCGGCAUCAUCUUGAGUACAGUAAGACACUGAUGGAGAAUGAGAACCUGAAUAUCUUCCAAAACCUUCAGAAGCGUCAAUUCGAGACGGUGCAGCAUCUGUUUGAAGUUUGCAUAAUUGCCACUGAUCUCGCCCUUUACUUCAAGAAGAGAACAAUGUUCCAAAAAGACAGGAUCAGCUACAUCUCCAACAAUGCAACCAGGAAGGAAAUAAUCAUAGCAAUGAUGAUGACAGCUUGUGACUUGUCAGCCAUUACAAAGCCAUGGGAGGUUCAGAGCAAGGUCGCACUAAUGGUGGCAGCAGAAUUUUGGGAGCAGGGAGACCUUGAAAGGACAGUCCUAGACCAGCAGCCUCUUCCAAUGAUGGACAGAAAUCAUGCUGAGAAGCUGCCUAAGAUGCAGUGUGGUUUCAUCGACUUUGUCUGCUCUUUUGUGUACAAGGAGUUUUCUCGCUUCCACACAGAGAUUUCCCCCAUGUUUGAUGGGCUGAAUAUCAACAGGGGCGAGUGGAGAGCUCUUGCAGAUGUCUACGAGGCCAAGAUGAAGGCUAUCGAAGAUGAGAAGAAAAAGCUGGAAGGUGGAGGCGAACAAGUUCAAGAUGGUGGGAAUUCAAAGACAUGCGUUAUCUUCUAGACCUCCAGUUUAUGAAUGUUUGUCUGGAUGUGUAUUUGUACAGUGUGUGUAUGUGCACAAGCAUGAGUUCACAGGUGAGGAAGUUUUAAAAAAAAAAUCCUAAAUGAAUAUUUGUAUACAUACUGUAUAUAUCCUCUGAUACAGGAAGCUGUUUUAGUUGGCACCAAUCUUGAGCACAUACAGAUUGUAUGUAAUACUAUGUAAACGUUCUUGAACUAAAAUAAGGAAACUUCAUCAUUAUAACUAUUUAUACUGAAUAUAAUAUACGUAUAUUUAGCUCACUUGUUUUGUUUUGGACUUGAUAUGAGUAGAAAUAUUAGGCUGCAAAUAUGAUGCAGUUAUAUCUGGAUACUUUUCGUGUAUAAAAACUACAGUAAAAUGCUUUUAUUUUGUAGAGAAAGAGCACACUAAACAAAAGUACUAGUUGCAUUUUUGUAAGUGCAAGUAUGUGCUUUCAAAAUUUCAAGCAUAUGUCCCUGGCAUAUGAGUAAGAGAUGUAAGAAGAUUUAACUGAAUUGGAUUUGGUUAAAAGCCACGUCAAGUCUCUAGUCUCGUCAAGCUUUUCUUUGUAAGUCCCCUGCUUACAUAAAGUAAAAAUACUGACGUCCUGCUCAUAAGUCAGCGUAUGCAGAGUACAUGUGGCAUUUGACAGGACAGGGAGGUGUCACGUGAAAACACUCUGCACCAUGUAUAGGAGAAAUGGCGUUUAAGUGUGAACAACACAUCAAUUAUAAUGUUUAGAUUUCUUAAAACACAGCUUGUGAUUCUAUUUUCUGAUGCAAAAGUUUAACACAAGAACUUUAAAUCUCAGCGAAUGCAACCUUUGCAAAGAAAAUUAACUAAAAUGAAUGUAUAGCAUUUAAAUACGUAAUUAUAUGUGUAAUAGCAUCAUGAAUUUCAAUAAAGUUUAUUUUCAAAUCAUGCAUUUUUGUGCAUUUAAAUACAUUCUAGCCCAAUCCAAAUGCACAAAUUUAAAAAUAGUGAUGUCAUGCUUCAUUUAAGCUGCAUCAUGGAUGUAAAACCAAUUGCCCCUCUCAAGGCAAGGCAAGGCAAGGCAGCUUUAUUUGUAUAGCACAU
Molecule: messenger RNA, 2861 nt
Organism: Etheostoma spectabile (orangethroat darter)
Lineage: Eukaryota; Metazoa; Chordata; Actinopteri; Perciformes; Percidae
Product: cone cGMP-specific 3',5'-cyclic phosphodiesterase subunit alpha'-like
Biological process (GO): signal transduction
Molecular function (GO): 3',5'-cyclic-nucleotide phosphodiesterase activity; protein binding
Source: RefSeq, a predicted model, not a curated record